This is a messenger RNA of Fraxinus pennsylvanica, 483 nucleotides long. The record is from the annotation of a GenBank genome assembly. Lineage: Eukaryota; Viridiplantae; Streptophyta; Magnoliopsida; Lamiales; Oleaceae.
AUGGGUGUCAUUAAGGUUUCUCAAUCUUUCAAAACACAAGUCACGCCAGAUAGGAUGUUCAAGGCCUUGAUCCUUGAUUCACACAACCUUUGCCCACAGCUCAUGUUCUCAUCAAUCAAGAGUAUUGAAUAUCUUCAAGGAAAUGGCGAUGCUGGAAGCAUCAAACAGAUGAACUUCACCGACGCUAGUCCUUUUAGAUAUGUGAAGCAUAGAAUUGAUGAUCUUGACAAGGAGAAGUGGACAUUUAAGUUCACUAUGAUUGAAGGGGAUGCACUUAUGGACAAGCUGGAAAAAAUCACUUAUGAAGUGAAGUUUGAACCAUAUGGGUAUGGAGGAUGUGUGUGUAAGAUUUCAAGUGAAUACCAUACAAAAGAGAAUGUGGAGAUCAAAGAGGAAGAUAUUGAGUUUGGAAAAGAUAGGGCUAUAGGCAUGUAUGAAGUUGUGGAAGCCUAUCUUUUGGCACACCCUCGUGCAUAUACUUGA